This is a messenger RNA of Caenorhabditis sp. 36 PRJEB53466, 1874 nucleotides long. The record is from the annotation of a GenBank genome assembly. NCBI's taxonomy places the organism in Eukaryota, Metazoa, Nematoda, Chromadorea, Rhabditida, Rhabditidae.
AUGAACACGACGACAGGAGAGGAAGAAGAGCCGACGUUUAUGUCGAUCACCUCGGUGCUCGAAGCUAUCGAGUACUCGAGCUCUCUGAGAUGGCUCCGUCAGAACUCGCGACAUCUCCUGCCCAUAUUCUGUCUGGUUGGCAUCCUCGGCAACUCGAUGGCGUUGAUCCUGAUCAGGUAGGUCCGCAGGGUAACUUUAUACUCCUCACCUGUGUCUUUUGUUGUCUGUUGUUUGAACGCGUGAGCGGGGUCAAGCGAACCGGAAACUAAGACGGAGAUCCGUUCCAGAACAAACUUCUGGCUGAAGCGACUCACUUCGAACAUCUACCUGUGCACGCUGUCGGUCUCCUCGUGCGUCUUCCUGCUCACAGUGAUUAUUUCCUGGGCGGAUACCUACCUGAAACUGCCGCUCUACGGAGUCUCCGAUCUCGGCUGCAAAUUCUUCACGUUCCUUGCGCAUUUCAGUGAUUUCAUCUGUGUUUGGAUGAUUUCUCUCAUCUCCUGCGACCGCAUGAUUGUGCUGUUCCGACCGCGUGAGUGAUUGGGUCUCCACACGAAAACAUCGAAAAGAUUUAGGGGUCAGGAAGUGGGUUUGUACAAAGAGAUUCGCACGGAACAUGACCAUCGGAACCGUGCUCACUUCCAUGGUUUUGUACAGUUGGGUGUUCCUGUUCGCCGGACUCGAGGUGCAUAAAAUGGCCAAUAAUAUGGAAAUGCACUAUUGUGGACUCAAUCAGGAUGUGAACCUUUUCGGGUGAGUUUGUCUAGACACCUUUUUUCAGUAGUUAUAGCAUUGUAAUUAUUUCAUGAUGAUGCUCUUUAGUUUCAGUUAGAAUUCUGACAACCGCGUUCUAUCGAGGUGGCACUGAGUUUGCGCGAGCACCAGACAAAUGAGAAUAGGUUGCAAAGUGUACAACCUGUUUUGUAGGUACCAAGUGAACCAGCACUACUUCAUGUUCACUCUCAUGGACACGGCGCUCUGCACCCUGCUACCCGCCGUCCUCAUCAUCAUCGUCAACUCGUUCUCCACGUAUCGCUAUCGCCAAUGCAUGAAGAUUUACUCAUCCGGAGUGCUCCGCGUCCGUUUCGUGCGCGCGCCCACCACUCAACAACAGCAGCAGCAACUGAAUAGUGAUACGAUUCAAUUUGUAAGUUUUCAGAAACGCGACUUUGAAAAUACACAACACGAGGGGCAGGCACUCUGCUUUGAUUUAUGUCUGUUUUUGUGCCGUUUUCGUAGAUGGUCAUAGAGCAAAUACAGAAAAGUAUGUGCAGAAAAAGUGACUUUGGCUGUUUUUUUUUCAGGAAGAGACGACGGUGAAGAAGUAUCUUCUGAGCACGGACAAUACCAAUUCGAACUUGCCAACGAGUUCGACACAGUCUCGGAAUUGCGGCAAACUCCGGAGCUCCGACCUUCAGCUCAGCCGCACUCUGAUCAUUGUGACCAGGUAAGCCUCGAGAUUACCUCGAGACCCAACUGAAGCUCUGUUUCAGUACAUUCGUCCUGCUGAAUGUGCCGAGUUACAUAAUGCGAAUCAUGCAGGCGCUCACGGCUCCGAGCUCCCAUCUCUUCCAUUUCAUUCACUUCCUCACUUACCUCAUCUACUACCUUCAUCACGCCGUUUUGUUCUACAUGUACAUCUUCUGGAGGUCAGUUCUCACUUCUUCUAACUAGAAGAAGUCUAGAAGCAUACAUAAGAAAGCAAUUUCAGUCCUCAAAUGAAAAAGCAAUUGAAGCCGACGGCGAUGCGCCUCUUGGAGUGUUAUUGUCUCAAAACUGUGCCAGACUUCGGGCACCGAUCCACGUCUACUCAAGGUAAAUUUGAAGAGGAGGCACUAAAUCUAAAUCUCAUGAUUCUUCCAGAUUUCAUCUAG